AUGUGCGCCGUUUUCGCGCGUGCCCGCUCGUUCACGGGCACACUAGCUUCGCGUGCACGCCAGUUUCGCGUGCACGCUAUGUCCUUGCGCGCGCCUGGGUUCCGGCUGCAGCAAGGGUGCCUCCUGCUAGGAGGUUGCUUCCGGGUUGGUGCCGCGCAUGCGCAGUUGGCGAGCGGUGAAUUCAAUCGUUCUGAGCAUGCGCGGAUAGGCGGUGACGUCAGAUAUGACGUCACACGCCUAUUUAAGCGCCAAAAGCGUAUAUAG
This is a messenger RNA of Pelobates cultripes (western spadefoot toad), 264 nucleotides long. NCBI's taxonomy places the organism in Eukaryota, Metazoa, Chordata, Amphibia, Anura, Pelobatidae. The record is from the annotation of a GenBank genome assembly.